UCCGUCUGCUAUGACCUUUGAACUCGCGAACGGAAAGCUCUGAUUGGCGGCGCAGUUACUACGUUUUGUGUUUUCCUCUGUCAGACAUGGCGGCGCCCAUGGAGAACGCGACUAAAGGCACACGUUUAUCGGGAAGCUCUACCAGUUUUCAGAAAAAAUCCCGCAGUAAACUGAUUCAGAUUCCUGGUACUAAACCGUCCGUUCAUACCGGGCAGCUCAUCGUCUCUUCCGGUGUUCCGUCACUGGACUGUGCUCUCGGCGGAGGUCUGGCAGUGGGAAGCCUGCUGCUUAUUGAGGAGGAUGAGUUUGACAGUUACUCACAUGCAUUGUUGCAGUAUUUCCUGGCGGAAGGGGUGAUGAGUGGACAUGAACUCUUUGUUGCUUCUGCUCAAGAUCACCCUGAUGACAUCAUAAAGGAUCUUCCAUCUCCACUUCAGGAUGAAGAUCCAGACCUUAAAAACGCAUCAUCGUCGAGCCCAGGUCAACAAGACGCCAUGAAAAUUGCCUGGCGCUAUCAGAACCUUCCUAAGUUCCAGAGCGUGCUGUCCUCUUCAUCUCGGUUUGGUCAUUAUUAUGACCUCUCCAAACAUAUGGAGCAAGAUCUUCUACAACAUGCCAAGAUUCACACGUUCUACCUGCCUGAAGAGCAACCAGCAUCUACACAUCUCAGUGGUGUUCUUGGACCCUACUCUGUGUUACUACACUCUAUCCAGUCGCUAAUCAGACAAAAUGGGUUUGAUGGAUCAAACUCACAGGUGAAGACUUGUAAUGUGCUACGACUUGCUCUUCACUCUCUGGGGUCAGGACUGUGGGGUGAUGAUCUGUGUGUUAGCCCUGCCCACAAUCACGCCCUGUCGACCUUUCUCUAUGUCCUCCGAGGCCUCCUACGUUCCUCCCUUUCUGUUGCUAUGGUGACAGUACCCACUCACCUCAUCAGGAAUAAAUUACUAAGAGGGAGGAUGACCAGGUUGAGUGACACAGCUAUUGCGUUGCAGUCGUUCUCCGCUGCAGAGAGAAACAACCCACUUUAUAAGGACUACCAUGGUCUUCUGCAUGUUAUCCAGGUUCCUCGGCUGAACUGUUUAGGGUGUGAAGUUCCCGAUACAAAGGACCUCGCAUUCAGACUGAAGAGGAAACAGUUCACCAUUGAGAGGAUGUAUUUGCCACCUGAUCUCUCUGACUCAGUAAGUCGGGUCAGUAAAGUUCAGCUUGCUCCAGUUUGUACUUCUGAUGGAACCAAACACCUGGACUUCUAGAGUGCAUCCUCCUCUUUCAUAUUAAUAGAUAUCCCUCACUGUCAUAAAACAACAUGUGUUACUCCAAAGCAAAACAUUAGUGAUAUUUUAAUCUUAAUUACUGUUGAUGCGUGGCACUAUGGAGAGAGAGAGAGAGAAUGUGUGUGUGAGAGAGCAAGAGAGAGACAGUGUAAGAGAGAGAGAUAGUGUGAGUGAGAGAGAGUAGUGCUUGUAACCCUGUUGGUUUCGCUGGGAUUAUUAGGAGUCUAAUCACCGAACCCUUCACAUUCAUUCACUCACACACACACACAUUCUUGUAAUUAUAACAUUCUGGGGUCAGUAGUCCCACGCAUGUGUUGUGGGGACACCACUUUCCUGAGGUCCUACAGAUCAGGCAUGUAUAAUUUAAGCCUGAGAACACAAAUAUCAUCUCAAAUUCUGGAUUUAAAUCACAAAAUUUCUGUGCUUGUUUUUUUUCCACACCUAAUGGAGACAUAAGACCUUAUCAUUAAUGAGGACCUAAUUUGCAUACACAGCAAAUUAGCUGGUUUUCAUGUUGCAGUGGGGACAUCACCAGAUAGUUAAUUUGCAUACACACAGAUCAGGUAGUUUAUAUAACAACAAGGGGACAUGGUUUUAAAAAACAAAGUUGUCAAUUUAACUCUAUAAUAAUUUACACAAAAUUACAAACUAAGUAUGUCUAAUUUAGAAGGAUGUCUGUAAAGCAGACAUGAUGUGUAUUUUCUCUAUUUGAAGGUUUAAGCUUCUCAUGAAAUUAUA
Messenger RNA from Ictalurus furcatus (blue catfish), 2015 nucleotides. RefSeq names its product elongator acetyltransferase complex subunit 4 (gene elp4). The record is from RefSeq and is a predicted model, not a curated record. Gene Ontology annotation, biological process: tRNA wobble uridine modification. Bases 87 to 1256 code for a protein of 389 amino acids. NCBI's taxonomy places the organism in Eukaryota, Metazoa, Chordata, Actinopteri, Siluriformes, Ictaluridae. The transcript has 10 exons. Gene Ontology annotation, cellular component: transcription elongation factor complex; elongator holoenzyme complex; cytoplasm.